CAGUAAACGUCUUUCCGGCGACACAACAGCGCGGGUAAUUUCGCAUAGCGGUGACGUCACUCGUUAGCUUCCUCACUCUUUAGGACUACCAUCAAAUGGUCUGCUUUCACUCAUAUCCUUCAUUUAUGUGUUGUAAAAAAUGAGGACUUUGGAGGAAGUUCAGGCGACGCUUGAGAUCGCCAAGCUGAAAGAAGAAGACCUCCAGAAAAGUGUCCAGUGUUUGUCAUUUGGAGACAGCGUGUCCUCCGAUGACUACUGCCUCAUGGAGCUGGACGACACCUUGUGUCAACACAUAGAAGCUGGACACAGCUUGGUGAUCAGAGGAGACAAGGACGAACACGCCGUGUUGUGUAGCGGAGACAAGACGUACGACUUAAAGAUUGCACACACGUCCAACCUGCUGCUCCUUCUGCCCGGAUGCAAAACACAUGAGCAACUAACCAACAGCCAGGACAGCACCCACGUGAUUGAUGCUAAUAUCUGGGGCUUUUGCAGUAGUUACUGGGAAGUGCGGAGACAUCGUCCGAGGCUGAAGAAACUGUUGAGAGUUUUAAUGGAGAACCCUUAUGAAGGACCUGCUAUUGCGGGACAGCAGGAGAACACAGAGAACACGGUUAUUCGUGCGUUGCAGUACACCAUGGACGACCUGCUGGAGACAAUCCAGGCCAGUGAAGAGGAAAUAAAGAACCACUUGAAAACCCUCCACGCCUGUCAGAUUAACGGCUUCUGGCGUGUGCUCGACCCAGACUACGAGAUGAAGUUAGUGGGUCAUGUGACCCAGCUGGUGGACUCUGAGUCGUGGUCUUUUCACAAGGUUCCUCUUCAAACCAGUCUGGAGGAGCUUGGCCCGCUAGAGCCCAGGGAGAUGAUCGAGCACUGUUUCAACUGCUACGGGACACGUUACAUUGAAAACGGCGAGGUGUUCUACGCGCUGGAUGAGGCUAAAGUUUGCCGGGCCACGGCACUAAUGUUGCUGAACAACGCCGUCAAGUUCAACCUGGGGGAGUUUCAGGAGGUGUGGCAGCAGAGCGUCCCAGAAGGAAUGAGCACCAGACUGGACCAACUGAAGAGUGUCGCCCUGGUGGACCGCACCGCUCGCCCCGAGACCAUCUGCCUGCUUAACGUGCAAGAUCUCCCUGAGGACACCUUGGAACGCUUUAACCAUCUCUUCACACUGCGAGAGAAAUGGACUGAGGAGGAUAUCACACCAUAUAUAGAGGAUCUGUGUGGCGAGAAACAGACGACCGGAGCGCUGCUUACCAAAUACGCUCGAUCUUCUACGCAAAAUGGCACCAAGGUGUUCAACUCCAGAAGGCCUAUCUCUACAUGAACAUUAUCACUCACCUCGCGUCACAUCUCAUUUACAUGUUUAUAUGUUUUAAUGUUCACUCUUGGAAUAUAUUCUGCUUACAUUUAAGGGAGAAAUAUUCCAUCUACUCUAGUUGUCAUACUUUGUAAAAUAAAAUAAAAAAGUUUAAAUAA
This is a messenger RNA of Nerophis ophidion (straightnose pipefish), 1482 nucleotides long. RefSeq names its product DNA replication and sister chromatid cohesion 1 (gene dscc1). Gene Ontology annotation, biological process: mitotic sister chromatid cohesion; maintenance of mitotic sister chromatid cohesion. Gene Ontology annotation, cellular component: nucleus; Ctf18 RFC-like complex; chromatin. The transcript is spliced from 9 exons. Lineage: Eukaryota; Metazoa; Chordata; Actinopteri; Syngnathiformes; Syngnathidae. The record is from RefSeq and is a predicted model, not a curated record. The coding region runs from base 140 to 1330 and encodes 396 amino acids.